Messenger RNA from Rhinichthys klamathensis goyatoka, 1097 nucleotides. RefSeq names its product C1q and TNF related 2 (gene c1qtnf2). The transcript has 3 exons. Bases 165 to 1097 code for a protein of 310 amino acids. Lineage: Eukaryota; Metazoa; Chordata; Actinopteri; Cypriniformes; Leuciscidae. Gene Ontology annotation, molecular function: protein binding. The record is from RefSeq and is a predicted model, not a curated record.
ACACUUUACACAGCUCUUUCUUGUAGCUUUUAUGUAAUAAUAUUAAGCCAUUUUUCAUUGUUUUGUGGCCUGCAGAACUAAAGUAUAAAAAUCUGACAAGUUUUCAAAUGAAUCCCCUCCCACAGUUUGUUCAAUUACAUCAUGGAUGAACUAUCUGGCAGAGCAUGUCAGUGCUAAAACUGGGUGGAUGCUUACAAAGUUGUGUGGAGGACAUGCACAGCUGCAUCAUGCACCAGUUACCACUGGCUGUUUGCCUGCUGUCUCUGUUCUCUGUGACUAUUGACUCAUCCAAGAAGGGACGCAACUUCACCAUCCAUUCAUCUCAGCUUAGCUGCAGUUUGCCAGGCCCUCGGGGUCCUCCAGGGAGUCCAGGUACAGCAGGUCCCAGCGGUAGCGUAGGCAAGAUGGGGAUGCCGGGGGUUGAUGGCCAGGAUGGCAAGGAUGGUGACAGGGGAGGGAAGGGAGAGACAGGUGAACAGGGUCGCCCUGGGAACCCUGGAAAACAUGGACAACAAGGACGCCCAGGACUUGUUGGGAAGGCAGGGCCAAGGGGCCUAAAAGGGGUGCGUGGGGCACCUGGUGUGUCUGGAGUCACUGGGAUCAGAGGAGAGGUGGGAAGUAAGGGGGAAACUGGUGCCCCCGGGGGCUGUGACUGUGGAACAGAGGCACGAUCUGCUUUCUCUGUAGCGGUAACCAAGAGCUAUCCCAAGGAACGCACGCCCAUUCGCUUUAACCGAAUUUUAAUGAACGAGGGUGGUCAUUACAAUGCCACCAGUGGCAAGUUUAACUGUGUAAUUCCUGGUGUGUAUUACUUCACAUAUGACAUCACGUUGGCUAACAAACACCUGGCAAUUGGGCUUGUUCACAAUGGCCAGUACAAGAUCAGAACAUUUGACGCUAACACAGGAAAUUAUGAUGUGGCCUCAGGAUCAACAAUACUCAGACUGCAAAAAGGAGAUCAGGUCUGGCUUCAGAUCUUCUAUUCAGAACAAAAUGGACUGUUUUUUGAUCCAUUCUGGGCUGACAGUCUUUUCACAGGAUUUCUUAUUUUUGCUGAUCAGGUGACUCCAAAAGAGGCAAAUAUAGGAUCAUCCUGA